AUGACAUCUACUACACGUGCCACUCGUUCAAUGCGGCGAUCCAAGGCCUCAACUCCUAAUCAACUGUAUCAACACCAAGAGAACAUAAUACCUACUCUGCAGCCCGAUGUCAGUCAGCCAUUGCCAGAAGUACAGAUCGAUUCUUUGAGGAAAAGACAUCGCAUGUCACCCACACAGCUGAUGCAUCUGGAAUCGCUCUAUCAAAAAGACACGCAUCCGUCAAGGCACAGGAAGAACCAACUUGCAGAGGAGCUUGGCGUAGAUUUAAAAACCGUCACGAUCUGGUUUCAAAACAAGCGCCAAUUCGCAAAACGUAGCCAACCGAGCGCGCCUGGUUGCUCACCGCUUCAGAUACGGAAUGCCGUUUCUCAAACCCAGGAUCACCAGCCUGUGAUUCUGCCAUCUGUUUGUUCUGAGAAAUCACGCACAACACCAUUCCCGCAAGAACAAGAGAGCGACGUUAAUGGUCUACCGAAGAUAUUACCGCAGGCUUUGCACGAGAAAGACCAAGCACGACCAACAGUGGCAAGUAAAACCAGCACCCAGGAACUGUGGCAACACCUCCCUUCAUCACCAACAGCUCCAAGUUUGGAUCCCGACAGAGGAAGUGAAGUUCUUAGCGCUACCCGCGAUGAACAGGAUGCACGACAUAGCAAGAGAGGCCUGACACUCGAGUGGGCUUGCGAUAGACAGAUGAAACGCAGACGGGCCGGAAGGGAUAACGGUCACGCCGCCGAUGGCUCGAGCAGGCUCUGGGCGCCGUUUGGGUCAUCAAAACUACGCAGCAGUUCAGCGCUUUCGUUACUCUCAUUGGCCACGGGAAAGGUCAGCACGUCUUUGUCCACCAGUUCCGCCCCUUCGCAGGACGUGAUUCACGGAGCUUCGCUCCUGUUGAGCUUCAAGCAUUCUUUAAGAGGACGCAACACUGGGAAGAAAUAGGUGUAGUACUGGCUUUGGAGAAGGCAACGGCUUCUCUUUACGACACGAGCAUGAAAUGAAACAACAUAACCCUUAGUAUAUCAACAAUAGUAUGAAAAAUUGCUACAUCGGCAACAUGCGAAGUGAGGGUACUAGAGA
This is a messenger RNA of Suillus bovinus, 1077 nucleotides long. RefSeq lists its product as uncharacterized. The transcript has 4 exons. The record is from RefSeq and is a predicted model, not a curated record. NCBI's taxonomy places the organism in Eukaryota, Fungi, Basidiomycota, Agaricomycetes, Boletales, Suillaceae. Gene Ontology annotation, molecular function: RNA polymerase II cis-regulatory region sequence-specific DNA binding; DNA-binding transcription factor activity, RNA polymerase II-specific. Gene Ontology annotation, biological process: regulation of transcription by RNA polymerase II. Bases 1 to 939 code for a protein of 312 amino acids.